AUGGAUCUGGAUGAGUCUCUACCGGAGAACGAGGCCUCUAUGGACACCGUCCGCCCGUCCAGGGCAGAUGCUACCUAUUUGAAUUUGGAGCCAGAUGAGAAUAUUGAUGCGCAGGAUGUGAACAGCAUCCUCGACAAUAGCGAUGUCGAUUCGGCCUUGGGCGAUUCGGAAACGUGGCCAUCGUCGACAGCUUCCUUGAGGUCGAGCAUCGUCCGCGCCAGAGAAGAGAAUGGCCGCAUAUAUCACGGCUACAAGGAUGGCAAGUAUGUAUUGCCUACGGAUCAGGAGGAGCUCGACCGGCAAAGUAUGGAAAACUUUCUCAAGGUCAUGGACCGCGAAGAACACCCAGAGUCGGAAGUAAUAGGCGUGGAUUUGUCUCCCGUGCAGCCCGGUUUUACACCCCCCAAUGUCCAUUACGAAAUCGACGACCUGGAAGAGGAGUGGAGCUUCUCCAGAAAUUUCGAUUACAUUCAUUCCAUGAUGAUGACGGGUGCCUUUCGGGACUGGCCCAACUUUUAUCGGCAAGCCUUUGAGAACCUCAAUCCUGGCGGCUGGGUUGAAUGUCAGGACAUCAAUUUUCCGAUGAAAUGUGACGACGACACUAUUGCUCCGCAGUCAGAUCUUGGUCGGUGGAACGAGCUGAUGAUGGAGGCUGGCACUCUCUCGGGCUUCCGACUCGAUCUAUGCGACAGGGCGGCGGAAAUGAUGUCGGCAGCGGGGUUCGUCGACAUUGUUCGAAUACCGUACAAGUGGCCGAUUAAUCAAUGGCCAAAGGAUGUCAGAUAUAAGACAUUGGGCGAGUGGACUGAAGCCAAUUUUGUCUUUGGUCUCGAGUCGAUCAUGCUCGCGCUGUUCACGCGUUUCCUGGGCUGGAAAAAGGAAGAAGUCUGGGAGUUCAUCGCAAGGGUGAUUGCCGAGUGGAGGGACCUUAGGAAUCAUGGCUACUUCGAGAUUUAUGUGACGUAUGGCAGGAAACCAUAG
Molecule: messenger RNA, 981 nt
Organism: Verticillium nonalfalfae
Lineage: Eukaryota; Fungi; Ascomycota; Sordariomycetes; Glomerellales; Plectosphaerellaceae
Exons: 7
Coding region: 1-981 (326 amino acids)
Molecular function (GO): methyltransferase activity
Source: RefSeq, a predicted model, not a curated record